AUGUCCCUGCCUGAAAAUAAUAUCUUAGACGAAGAAGGAGCCAUGUGCAGGUUAACCUUUGGAAAUGAAUAUGAUUCCUGCAAAGCACAUAUAGAUCCCCCCACAUCCGAUGGGAAUGGCGUUAGAGAUAUAGAUCCGAUACAUAAGCGGACUGCUCCAGCUGGCGAGCAUUUUGAACAACGUGGUCCGAUACAUGAACAACGUGGUCUAGUUCCGAUGCCUCCACAUCCGAUACCUACUCCUCCACACGUCCAUACAAGUAUAAUUGGAAAUUCGAGUGAUUUAGUGGCGAUUGCCAUACAGGAAUGUAUCCAAGGCACGCCUGAUCUGUCGCCUGAGUGUUGUAUCUACAGAGUCCCGGAGAGAUUUCUCAAAGGGAAUGAAGAAUUCUACAAACCUCGUGUAGUCGGAAUCGGACCUUACUUCAUAGAUACAGGCUAUGUCAAGGCCAAAUACGUGGACGCCUUUUUCCGCCGGAACAAGCUCAACUUGGACGCUUGUCUUGGAUUAGUGAGAGCAUGGGAAGCAAAAGCGAGGAGCUAUUAUGUGGGGCCUAUUGAACUAAGUAGUGAUCAAUUUACUUUUACAAUGCUGAUGGAUGCAACUUUUGUUUUGGAACUCAUGCUUAGGCAUCACUUUUCUAGAUACAGAGGUAAUUGUGAUCCGAUAUUUCACAAGCCGAGGAUAAUUGAAGACGUUUACCACGACAUCUUGUUGAUAGAAAAUCAACUUCCUUUCUUCGUGCUCGAGGGUUUGUAUUUGUACAUGCAAAUCGGUGCGAGUACAGGAGAUCAUCAUCUUUCUUUCACCGAGCUAACUCAUGACUUCUUCAAGCAUUUCUUGCAAAUUGAUGAGUGUCCCGCUAACCUUGAUCAAGUGAAUCAUUUUGUUGAUUUUAUACGACGCCACUACUUGGCGCUGCCACCGCCUCAAAAGGAUGAGCAGAAACAUAACGCUAUGGUUCAUGAAAUUCCACCAAGCGUGACGGCACUUGAUGAGGCCGGAGUUAAGUUUGAGACAAUUAAAGGCAGUGCCUCCUUGCUUAACAUAGAAUUCAACAAUGGUUGUCUCAAAAUUCCAAAUUUCGUAGUAGACGACUGGACAGAAACUCUCUUCAGGAACCUGAUCGCUUUUGAGCAGUGCCACGGCACGGAGAAGUACAUUUCCCAGUUUAUGUUCCUCAUGAUGUGCAUGAUCAGGACUUCAAAGGACGCAGAUUUACUCAUGGACUACGGAGUCAUAUCUAGCAUGCUAGGGAGUAGCAAAGACCUCUCCAUUCUGUUUAACCAUAUCAGCAGAGACGUUGGCUUCGAAAAGCCUUUUUAUUACUUUCAGAUUUGUGCAAAUCUAAAUGCAUACUGCAAGACCCGUCGGCACCGGUGGAAGGCAAUUCUAAAGCGAGACUAUUUCAACACUCCAUGGAAGAUUGCUUCUACUAUUGCUGCAAUUGUACUCCUUGUACUCACCUUCACACAAACAGUAUGCUCUAUUUUAUCCCUCCCUAAGACCUAA
Molecule: messenger RNA, 1512 nt
Organism: Prunus armeniaca (apricot)
Lineage: Eukaryota; Viridiplantae; Streptophyta; Magnoliopsida; Rosales; Rosaceae
Source: the annotation of a GenBank genome assembly